UUUUGCUCUUGCCAAGAUAGAUCAACUAAGCUUGCGCAACCUAUUGUGGAAUCAAUUGACAUAGCUCAUCUUUUCCUAGUAUGUAUUAACGUGCUGCUUGCAUUAAAAGUUUUCAUUUCAUCAAUCCAACACUUUCUAGGCAUUAAGCGAUUUUGAUCUCCGAAUAAAGGUGCGUCGCUCCUAGACCUGUCCUUUCAUUCUCUUUUUCUUUUUAUCUUAUUAUGAAAAACACAACACAUAUUCCCGCUUCUCCACUAAGAUACAACGCUAUUGAUGAAUAUGAGUCUGGAAUGGAAGCAUCUGCUUCGUCCAUGGCUGAAGAUGAUGAUGAAAUUGUACAUAAAAAGCAGCAUCUGCAUAAAAAAACACAAGCACCAGCUGCAAGUGUCAGUAGUAGUACUAGUAGCGUAGAUGAAGCAGUUGCUACAAAGAUCUCAUCCAGCUCUACAAAGCCAACGCACUUGAAAGAUAUGAAAGCAUCACCACUUCGAAUUAUAACACCUUCAACAGCACGACUAUUACAAAAGACAGAUGAAGUACCAACACCUUCUUCUGGUUAUGACGGCGAUACUGAAGGGCCAUUGAAUGACGACACAAAAAACCAUUCUUAUUGAUAAUUCCCGGUAGCUAUGUUACAAACCAUUCAUUGAUGUUAAUAAAUUUAUUGUAAAUAUAUAUUAUAAUGAGUUCAUUGUGCCUUAGCAAUAGCAAUAUAGGGUAAAUUAAGCUUUGCUUCAUGUUAAACAGUUACGACUUCUUUUAUUGGUUUCAUCUUGGAAUAUUAUGACGUCCCUUCUACUUAUUAUAUCAUCGACCAUAGUAACAAUAUGAUGGUCAAUCUUCCUUCUCUUUCUCUCUGUGUCUAUUUAGCAGUUGGCGCUUUUUGUAUAUAUUCAUAGAUAAUCAUUGAUAUUUUUAUCAUAUUGAUAUGCUUAACCCAUGUAUAAGAAAUU
This is a messenger RNA of Rhizopus microsporus ATCC 52813, 953 nucleotides long. RefSeq lists its product as uncharacterized. Lineage: Eukaryota; Fungi; Mucoromycota; Mucoromycetes; Mucorales; Rhizopodaceae. The record is from RefSeq and is a predicted model, not a curated record. The transcript is spliced from 2 exons. The coding region runs from base 222 to 614 and encodes 130 amino acids.